Gracilinanus agilis (Agile Gracile Mouse Opossum) is the source of this 1876-nucleotide messenger RNA. RefSeq names its product lysophosphatidylcholine acyltransferase 4 (gene LPCAT4). Gene Ontology annotation, molecular function: 1-acylglycerophosphocholine O-acyltransferase activity. Bases 110 to 1690 code for a protein of 526 amino acids. Gene Ontology annotation, biological process: phosphatidylcholine acyl-chain remodeling. Lineage: Eukaryota; Metazoa; Chordata; Mammalia; Didelphimorphia; Didelphidae. Gene Ontology annotation, cellular component: endoplasmic reticulum. The record is from RefSeq and is a predicted model, not a curated record. The transcript is spliced from 13 exons.
CAGCAGCAGAAGCAGAAGCAGCAGCAACCGCCGCCACAGCCAGACUCUCUGCAGAGCUGGGGCCCGGGCCGGGGCCAGGGCCCCCAGCCUCCCACAGCCUCCCGAAAUCAUGAGCCAGGGCAGCCCGGGGGACUGGGUUCCCCUUGACCCUACCCCCGGGCCCCCACCACCACCUAAUCCCUUCGUGCACGAGCUGCACCUCUCCCGCCUUCAGAGGGUCAAGUUCUGCCUGCUGGGGGCACUGCUGGCCCCCAUCCGAGUGUUGCUGGCCUUCCUCGUCCUCUUUCUCCUCUGGCCCUUUGCCUGGCUCCAAGUGGCUGGUCUCUCCGAGGAGCAGCUGCAGGAGCCAAUCACAGGAUGGAGGAAGACAGUGUGUCACAGUGGGGUGCUAGGCCUGAGUCGGCUACUCUUUUUCCUUCUGGGCUUCCUCCGAAUCCGUGUUCGAGGUCAACGGGCCUCAUGCCUAGAGGCACCUGUCCUGGUUGCUGCUCCCCAUUCGACUUUCUUUGACCCCAUUGUUCUGUUGCCCUGUGACCUACCCAAGGUUGUAUCCCGAGCUGAGAACCUCUCUGUACCAGUCAUUGGAGCCCCAUUGUUUUUCCUUCUGCAUCCCCCUCCUCCCACCAAGCACUGCUCCGUUUCAAUCAAGCCAUCCUUGUGUCUCGGCAUGACCCUGCUUCUCGAAGAAAGGUGGUGGAGGAGGUCCGAAGGCGGGCAACCUCAAGAGGCAAGUGGCCUCAGGUGCUGUUUUUUCCUGAGGGCACCUGUUCCAACAAGAAGGCUUUGCUUAAGUUCAAACCAGGAGCUUUCAUCGCAGGAGUGCCUGUGCAGCCUGUCCUCAUUCGAUACCCCAACAGCUUGGCUCAAAGUUCUCUGGCUUACAGCCUCCCAGCCUUGUAGCCUUGUGGAUGUGGAGUUUCUCCCAGUGUAUCAGCCUAGCCCUGAAGAGAGCAGCAACCCUUCUCUUUAUGCCAACAAUGUCCAGAGGGUCAUGGCACAGGCCUUAGGAAUUCCUGCCACGGAGUGUGAAUUUGUGGGGAACCUGCCUGUGACUGUGGUUGGCCAGCUAAAGGUGGCACUGGAACCCCAGCUGUGGGAAUUGGGGAAAGUGCUUCGAAAGGCUGGUUUGUCCCCUGGUUGUGUGGAUGCCGGAGCAGAGCCAGGCCGUAGUCGCAUGAUCAGCAAAGAAGAGUUUGCCAAACAGCUGCAGCUCUCUGACCCUCACACUGUGGCUGGCGCCUUUGACUACUUCCAACAGGAUUCCAGUGGUUCAGUGGAUUUCCGAGAUGUGGCUCUUGCACUGGCAGCCCUCGAUGGGGGCAGGAGCCUUGAAGAAUUGACUCGUCUAGCCUUUGAGCUCUUUGCUGAAGAGGAACCAGAGGGACCAGGCCGAUUGUUGUACAAAGAUGGCUUUGGCACAAUCUUGCACCUGCUGCUGGGCUCACCCCGACCUUCUACUGCCACUCUGCAUGCCAAGCUCUGCCAGUCCACAUCUACCCAAGGCCUCUCCCUCUGCCAAUUUCAGAACUUCUCCCUGCACGAUCCACUCUAUGGAAGACUCUUCAGCACUUACCUACGUCCCCCAUAUACCCUUCGGGUUAACCUCCAACCCCCAGAGGCUGCUUCUCAUGGUAUCCCCACCCCAACGUCCAAUGGGACUGUGGACACUUCCAAGCCGAAGAACGACUGAGAAUCUCAGCCCGCUCUACAAUCCUUUAUUCCUAGCUCGAUCCCAGCCCCUCAGACUCAGGGCAGCACCGGGGGACUAGCCCAUGCCUCCAUCUCUGUUCAUGUGACUCCUGGUUUGGUUUUGUUUUGUUUGGUUUUGUUUUUUUUAAGUUGGUUUUGGGUUUUUUGUAAGAAACUAUUUUAUAUA